AUGUCGAACCUAACUCCUUUAUUUAAUAAGUACGUUGAAGUUAUCAAUGAAAGUUUAGACAAGUCUGUUAACGAUGGAUUGACGUCAAAUGAGAGUUCUCGCAAUGCUAUGCAGUUGAAAUUGGAUGAUUCUUUUAUUAAGGAGUGUUGUGAUUUAUUGAAAGUUUCUUCUGAGCUCCGUAAAGUACUGAGAGUGGUUGAACAAGAAUAUAGGAAUGAGAGUGGGAUGUCUGAGAAUGAGAAGGAUGAUAUUGACACAGAAUUAAGAUUGCAAUUGCAAAAAUAUGUACAAAAGUUUAAACAUUUGCAGGACUAUGAACAGAAAAGACAGAAGUUAAUUGAAGAUGAAGUUUUAUCCUCGAAAAACAACAUGGUAUACUUCCUUCAAGGUAAGAAUUCUGACAAGGUAACCUUAUUCCAUCGUUCUAACAACGAGUUUAGAUCAGGUAUACUUCAAUCAUUGAAUAUGUGGUUAAAUUCAGUUUCAAAUAAGCUUACAUCAAUGCAGCAGGAAAGAUUGGAUUCUCAAAGGAAAUUCGAUGAACCAAUAUUUAAUUCUAUUCCUUCUGAGCUAGAAAUCGAUUCUCCUGUAUCUGUUUCUGUGACUCAAAGCCAACCAUUAGAAACCACCAAAGACGAAGUGAAACAUUACGAAGAAACUAUUUCUAAACUAACGCAAGAACAAAUUCAAUUGUUGGAAACAGAACAUGAAGAACUGCUGAAUCAUAAGAAUGAUCAGCUGAAGAAGGUUGAAAAUAUUAAUAAAACAAUAUUGGAGAUUGCGACUAUUCAAAACGAGCUGGCUUCCCAUUUACAAGAACAAUCACAAAAUAUAAAUAACAUCUUGGAUAACCAAGAUACUAUAGAGGUUAAUAUCCAAGAAGGUAAUAAACAAUUAACAAAAGCCAAAAGGGCAGCUGGAAGAACAGCUAAAAUGACUACAUAUAUGGCAAUAUUACUGGGAUUAUUCAUUUUACUCCUUGAUUAUGUAGGUUGA
This is a messenger RNA of Vanderwaltozyma polyspora DSM 70294, 996 nucleotides long. It is a transcript of the gene UFE1, whose product is annotated as Ufe1p. NCBI's taxonomy places the organism in Eukaryota, Fungi, Ascomycota, Saccharomycetes, Saccharomycetales, Saccharomycetaceae. The record is from RefSeq and is a predicted model, not a curated record. Gene Ontology annotation, biological process: retrograde vesicle-mediated transport, Golgi to endoplasmic reticulum. Gene Ontology annotation, cellular component: endoplasmic reticulum; SNARE complex. The transcript has a single exon. The coding region runs from base 1 to 996 and encodes 331 amino acids.